Molecule: messenger RNA, 1192 nt
Organism: Schizophyllum commune H4-8
Lineage: Eukaryota; Fungi; Basidiomycota; Agaricomycetes; Agaricales; Schizophyllaceae
Exons: 2
Coding region: 258-710 (150 amino acids)
Source: RefSeq, a predicted model, not a curated record
CGCAUAUGGCAACCGGUCAACAAGCACAGAUCGCGACGCAUGUCGCGUCGCGUCGCGCCUGAUGAGCGCGAUCGAAGGCAUACUUCCCCUCCUGGUCGACAAUGUUCGUACGUCCCGAGGGCCUAGUCACCUGUACGUCCUUGAGGUCGUUCUCCGCGCCAGUAUAAACGCGACUAUUGUUCUCAAUUGUCUCGUUGCUUGCAAAUACACGGAGCCAUAAUCGCGAUUAGAUUCGAUCAGGCCGGCAACCGGCCACGAUGCAAUGUGCACCUGCCACGCGCCUUGGGGCGAGGGGAUCGGUAUAUAAGCGGGCCCGGGAAGUAUGCAAUUCAAACCCUCCCGCCGCCCGCCCGCAUCUCGACUCGACGACAUGGAUAUGUUCAGCCCAGUCGUUGAGAUCGACGUCGAGGACAUCACGACCGUCGAUGAGGAGCAGCAGCAGCAGCACAACAGCUCGGGAUUCUACUGCGUCGUGGCAUGACCGUCGCCACGGCCCCAAGGCGCGCAGUAGCGGCAUCGACGCCCGAGUACUCACGAUGACGACAGAAGACGCGGUCUCUGACCUCGCACGCAUUGACGACUCUGACGACUCCACACCUAUUCGUACGCACGCACGCGACGAUCCGCUCUAUGCAUCGGGCUCCGCGCCCCCCUCCUUCACCGGGUUCCUAUUCCCCCUCUCACCUUGGGCGGCGAUAAAUCCCUACUAGGCCCUGCAUCGGGCGAAACGCCGCACCCUUCUGCGCCUCUCAUCUUGCGCGCAUAACUUAUCUCUUUUCGUUCACACCCACCAUUGUACACGUACACACACCCGCUCCCCUUCGUUCUCCCGUACACGUACACCAGAGAUACCUGCUGGCGCACGAAUAGUUUUGCGAACUUCGUUUUCGCGUUAUGCUGCGAGCUUCUUGACUCGUACUUUUGUGGACAUGAGUACCCUAUGCCGUCGAUCUUGCUAUGCCUGCCUCUCUACGUACCUUACUUACGAUACUCACCUACCUACCUCUGGACCUGUACUUGUAGUUUGUAUGAGGUUGGGGAUCGGUCGUAGUUACCGGGGUAGCUGUAGUUGCAUCUGUCGGAUGCGUCGCUGAUGUUUUCGAUGUUCUGUGGGCCCUCGCGCCGCUCCUCUCGCGAGGACGGCGUGUCAAGAAGGGGUUUCAUGCAAUUUACUUUGCAUUUUUGGGCCCAA